Messenger RNA from Physcomitrium patens, 4253 nucleotides. Its product is annotated as putative histidine kinase 6. Gene Ontology annotation, biological process: phosphorylation; phosphorelay signal transduction system. Gene Ontology annotation, molecular function: phosphorelay sensor kinase activity. The record is from RefSeq and is a predicted model, not a curated record. Lineage: Eukaryota; Viridiplantae; Streptophyta; Bryopsida; Funariales; Funariaceae.
UGUUUUAGGGUCGGAGAUGGAUCGAAAAGGACUUGGGUGCGUCUUGGAUUUUACCGUACAAGGAGUUGGCGAGCAAGUUCGAUGUUAUAGGAGGCUGCCAUGGGUUCAAAGUCAACAGAUCUGGGCCAUUGGAAGUGAUCGGCAGCGACGUGGGCAAACGCUGCUGGUCGAUGGAUGUUGUCUAGAUGAAUCUACUGUUGGAUUAUCGUUGAGUGGGCCGUGUCUUGUCGGCAUUGACGCCGUGUGCUUGUUUUGCGCAGUGGGGUGUGCAGAACUGUCAGAUUCUGGUUCGGCGUUGCAAUUUUGGUGGUUGCGCUGUCUAAUUAGACGGUGAAAACCGGAAAACCUAGUUGUUUAGGCGAUAAUGGCCACUAGCUGGAAGUUUAUCUCCAACUUUUCGGGGUUCGAGGAUUGUUUGGGCUGCGGUGUGUUGUCGACGAAGUUUAGGUGUUUGAGUUGGGAGGAGGCCGGGAGAGGGUGUGAAGAGUGAGGUAAAUUUCGGUUUGGUGGUCUGGUUGGAGUUGCAGCAGGACGGGGAUGUGGAAAGAAGGAGGCGGAGCGGGGUUGGGAGUGGGGUUGGUGGAAGUAGGACGCUGGCAUGGGUGCAACAGGUAACGAUGGUGGAGAUUCGGAGGGGGAGAGCGAGGCCGAGGGCGAUGGUGAUGAGCACGGUGAGAGAGAGGGAUGAGCAGGAGUCGAUGGGGUCGGAGAUGGAGUCCAGCCUGAUCACGAGGCCGCGAAUGUGGUUGUUGGGGCGGUGGUGUUGGUUGAAUCCUUUACGAUGCUGGUGGAUGAGAAUAUUGUGUAUCUUGUGUGCAUGUACGCUGGUAAUUGUGGUGGGGGUGGUGGUUUACAAGAAUGGUUUGUCCAAUAAGAGGCAGGAGAUUCAGCUCAAGUGCGAGAACCGCAAAGAAGUAUUCAAGUCGGAAGUGGAUAACAACCUAGGGGCCUCCUUUGUGAUUCUUGGUUUGGUAACUAGCGUUCCAGAUGUGGACCCACAGACAUGGUUAGCUUUCACAGAUCAGACUUUGUUCCUGCGCCCCCAUGUGAGAAGCUUGGCGUACUGUUUGCGCGUCUUGCCAGAACAGAGGCAGGCGGUGGAGAAAAAAUACAAUGCGACCAUGUACACCUACCAGAAUAGAAUCAAACUUCCUCGGAAACCAGAUGUGGAGUAUGCACCUGUAAUCCUCGAAUCUGCCGGUGUUUCUUCAUACAUGAUGGACACGUUCGGUUACCCCAUUCUAAAGAGUUCAAUUAUUCAGGCAAGGGACACGGGCAGCUUCUCCCUGUCAGCACCUUACUUGCAGAGUGGUCUUUGGCGAAUGGGAUCGUUCUUGCCUAACUAUGGCGAUUUCGACCCACUUACUCUCAAAAAUGAGGCAGUCAGAAGAGCCAGAUGUGUAGGUUAUGUAGCGACCGUUCUCAAUGUUGAGGAGGUGUUUGGCUCCGUUGUUUCAAGAUUCAGGGACGCAGACCUAUAUAUCAGUGCCAUUGCCAAAGUGGAUUCUGCACUGGACCUUAACUCCUAUUACAACUGCAGUGCAAACACAAAUCCUUGUGAAGUUCGCUUCUACGGGAACCGAACGAGGUCCAAGUCGGUUGAGGCGGUUUCUGUUCCAUUCACGUAUGGGACGCAGUAUAUUGUGCUGGAGUGUUGGUACAAUUACAACAUUCGAUUGCAUGUGUUGCGGGAGAUGAUUGCAUGGCCCUUGCUUAUGUUGGCGGUAGUUGUGUUUUGCACCGUGGCAGUCUACCUUGUGUUGAAGAGAAUGUCCGCUGCUGAAAAAGAUGCUUACCAAAGGGAGAAGAUACAUGCUCAAUUGAGGGCUGCCAAAGUGAAGGCGGAGGCUGCGGAUACAGCCAAGUCCAGUUUUCUCGCCACGGUUUCGCAUGAGAUUAGGACUCCCAUGAACGGCGUAAUAGGGAUGACAAAUUUAUUGAUGGGCACGGAUUUGACACCGCAGCAGCUUGAGUAUGUAAAGAUUGCACAGGCCAGCGGCAACGCUCUUGUGGCCUUGAUAAGCGAUGUUCUAGACCUCUCCAAGAUCGAAGCUGGAAGAAUGGAGAUAGAAACAGUGCCCUUUGACAUACGAGAGGAGUUGGACAAUAUACUCUCUCUUUUUGAAGAAAAAGUGCAUCAGAAGAAACUCGAGAUUUCAGCUUUGGUACAUGAUUCUGUUCCCAGGUGGUUGUACGGUGACCCUGGAAGAUUGCGUCAAGUUUUAAUCAAUCUCGUCGGAAAUGCUAUCAAGUUUACUAAGCAAGGAAGCAUCUUUCUGUGCGUGAGGCUUGUGGAUCCCUACUUCUAUGAAACAGUUUCUCCUCCCUCAAGCCAGCAGUUUCUUGACCUUGUGGAUACAAGACGAAGGCGUAUUCCAGAGGCAGAACUUCCAGAUGGCAACCAUGAUGCUAGUCUAAAAGGAGUUAUAGCUGUUCGUAGCAAUUUAUUCAGGCCGCGCCAUCCUCACAUGGCUCCUCCCAGAUUGAGCAUGAAAUCAGGUCCUUCGAGUACAUCAGCAUGUGUAGCAGAAUGGAGAAAUUGGAAACCUAUCGGUGGUUUGGAUUUCGACGAAGUGAUUUGCGUCAUAUCAAUCGAAGAUUCAGGAAUAGGGAUCCCUAAAUUCAUGCAGAACCGGCUAUUUGAACCAUUUGUGCAAGCGGACAGCAGCACCUCGAGGGAGUACGGCGGAACUGGCAUCGGCUUAUCCAUUUGCCAGAAACUGGUAAGGUUUACAGGAGGAGAUAUAGUUGUUGAAAGCGAACCAGGAGAGGGCAGUGUCUUCAAGUUUUCGCUAGUGUUGCCAACGUCUGGGCAAAGAGGCGAUCUGCAGAAGUUGGCCUUCGCUAUGAAGCGCUCGCCAUCUGGCUUAGGAGACGAGCGUAUCCGAGGAAUCAGGGUGCUUCUGGUUGAUGCUAAUCCCGUGCGGCAGGAAGUGGCAGCGACAUAUCUGCGAAGAGUGGGAGCAUUGAUUGAGUACGCCGACGAUGUAGACACCGCUUUAGAAUUAUUAACAAGGGAAAAUGGACCUCCAUUCCAAGCUGUGAUCGUAGAUUUGCAAGGCAUGGAUCAUAAGUCAUCAAUUCAGCUGGUGCAACGAUUGAAGGUGUCGACUGCCAAAACAUUUCCAGUGUUGGCUCUUUCCAUUCCGCCUGACAUCGCCCUGCAAACUGAGUUGCAUGAAGCUGGCUACCAGCACAUCGUCCACAAGCCUCUUCGAUGCACAACAUUGAUAUCAGGGCUUUUGCAAACUCUAGGCAUGCAAGUGACAAAUCUGUCUAGGAAACAAAAUGCCAACGCUGAGAUGCUCACAGGUAAAUGCCUGCUUGUGGUGGACGAUAACAUGGUCAAUAGCACAGUUGCAAGCUCGAUGCUUCAACGAUAUGGUGCGACUGUCGUCACUGUGAACGGUGGAAACCAGGCAAUUAUUGCUGUGAAGCAGCAAGAGUCUGACAAGCAGUUUGACAUGAUCUUGAUGGAUAUUCAAAUGCCAGAGAUGGACGGGUAUGAAGCCACUAGGCUUAUCAGGAAAUGGGAGGUUGAUAAAUGCGAGCAAUGCCGAGCUCUUGAGAAGAUUGAGUACGACUACGGGGAACCGAAAGAGUGCCCGCAUCAUCGAAUCCCCAUAGUGGCAGUUACAGCCGACGUCAUGAAGGGUACCCAUGAGAUGUGUUUUAGCGCUGGCAUGGAUGACUACAUUCCAAAGCCACUAGAUCAGAGACAGUUGCAGCUCCUUCUAGAAAGAUUUCUCGAGCACAGACUUGUCAAUACACCAGGUUCAUCAGCGAAGUAAGAUGCGAAGACGAUCCGAAUUGCUGUAAGAGUAGCAAGGAUGUCAAGCAGACUCAUGUUCUUCGAAGAAGCGCUACUCACCUCAGGUUCAAAGUUGAAGUAUUUAGGGUGGAUGAAGUCCGUUUUUUCCCCUCGACGAUGGAUAUGUGCAUUUGGAGUGCAAAUUUGCCUCUGCAACGCCGGUCUUCUACUAGUUUUUGCACCAGUCAAUUAUCUGCUGGAAUGUAACCUCCAAAUCCUGGUUUCUUUGGCUUAACUCGAAAGAAGCUACACAGUUGUAUGAAGAGUAGCCUAGAAUUAGUGCUCAUUUCGACACUGUUCUAGGAUUCCUGUAGGCUUAGUAACCGCCAUUUUUAUUGGGCGAUUUCAGAGAAUGUCCAUAUAUUCUUCCUUAUAUGCGAAGCCAGAUGAACAGUCCUCCAAAUUCUUUCUCAUUUGGCUUGAUAUGGAUUUUGUUUAUCCA